AGAUCUGGGUUCUCUCUCAAACUUCAUCUUCUUCCUCCUUUCCUUCUACCUUUCCCUACUCAUCAUUCUUCUUUCUUCUUCUUAUUCUUUCUCUCUCUCUCUUCUCCCUUCUUCUUCCUCCUCUCUCAAACCUAGAUCUGGGUUUUAGAAAAGCUGCUCCCUUCUUCGGCUUGCUUUUCAAAACGACACCAAAGUCUUCACCUGGCGAUGCUUGCUUUCCCUGUAGCAGUAGUAGAGAGUGAAGAUGAGGAAGUAGGUGAAAGCGAGGGAGACGAAAGUGAUCAAGGCAAAGGGAAGAGAAGGAGGGUAUAGAUCUGGUUUCGAUCUUUUGCUUAUUUUGUGUUUUCUAUGUGUAUUUUCUGAGUUGAUUCGAUGGUUUUCGUGUUGAUUAUUUUCGAGAUUAGAUCUGCAGUUGGCUUGUAUGUGAUUUGGCUCGAAUCACUUUUUUUUUA
Messenger RNA from Rubroshorea leprosula, 452 nucleotides. NCBI's taxonomy places the organism in Eukaryota, Viridiplantae, Streptophyta, Magnoliopsida, Malvales, Dipterocarpaceae. The record is from the annotation of a GenBank genome assembly.